UUGGGCCUCUGUAAUCCUCUGAAACCAAGAAAAUCAAGAUCCGCUUCCAGCCCGGGGGCAGAACCAGAAGCAAUCUCCCUGCUCAGUGCUCCCCACUCUUCUUCUUGCUCCUUCCCUUCCCUUCCCUCCACAGACCCACUUCCCGUAAACCCCGCAAAUUUCCGCUCUCUUGAUUUUCCACCACCCCCCAAGAAGGGGAAAUCAAGAAAGCAACCGCCAUUUCCGCUUCCCCCCACCCACCGCCGGAGCGAGCUCAGCGAUGGCCGAGGUGGUUCUCCACUCGCCCUCGCAUUUCCCGUCCUCCCCGGCCUCCCCUUCCUCCUCCACCUCCUCCUCCCUGUCCUGCGCCCCCCGCCCCGGCCCCGGCGGCGACGCCCUCCUCGCCCUCGGCGCCCCGGCCUCGCCGCCCUCGUCGGCCGCGGCGGACUACGGCGGCGACUCCUCCGCGGCGGCGGAGGAGGGGGAGGAGGGGGAGGAGGAGGAGGAGUGCGUCUCCAAGGAGGGGGACGGGCGGGAGGGGGACCAGCUCUCGCUGCUGGCGUUGCUGUUCGCCAUCUUCAGGAAGUCCCUGGUCGCGUGCAAGAGCGACCGGAGGGAGAUUUGCGCGAUGGAGAUCGGGUGGCCGACCAACGUGCGCCACGUCGCCCACGUCACCUUCGACCGGUUCAACGGGUUCCUCGGCUUGCCCGUCGAGUUGGAGCCCGAGGUGCCCACGCGAGCCCCUAGCGCCAGUGCACAUGUUUUUGGAGUCUCGACGGAAUCCAUGCAGUUAUCUUAUGACUCUAGAGGGAACAGUGUGCCAACAAUACUGCUGCUUAUGCAACGAAAGCUGUAUUCUCAAGGAGGUUUACAGGCAGAAGGUAUUUUCAGGAUAAAUGCAGAAAACAGUCAGGAGGAGUCCGUUAGAGACCAAUUAAAUAGGGGAGUGGUACCUGAGGGCAUCGAUGUGCAUUGCCUAGCUGGACUUAUCAAGGCAUGGUUUCGAGAACUUCCGACUGGUGUGCUGGAUCCUAUUUCACCAGAGCAAGUAAUGCAAUGCCAGACUGAGGAAGAAUGUGCCGAACUUGUGACAGUUCUACCUCCAACAGAAGCUGCAUUACUGGAUUGGGCAGUUAACCUCAUGGCUGAUGUUGCUCAGAUGGAGCAUUUAAACAAAAUGAAUGCGCGCAAUAUCGCCAUGGUUUUUGCUCCAAAUAUGACUCAGAUGGCAGAUCCCUUAACUGCUUUGAUGUAUGCUGUCCAAGUGAUGAAUUUCCUCAAGAUGCUAAUAAUAAGAACCCUGCGAGAAAGAGAGGACUCUUCAGUGGAACCAGCUCGGGCUUCCAGUCUUGAGCCUUUUGAUGAGAGUGGACACCAGAGUCCUUCCCAGCCCUGUCUAGGAGAUACUGCCCAGGAUAAUGAAGAAAGCGAGCGAGUUUUUGCUGCUGAAGAACCCGAUACGGAUGGCUUAUCUAACUCAGAUGAAAAGGCGAGCAUCAGUGAAGGAGAAUUAUGUCGUCAUGAGGAGGUGAUGGAACUCGACAUCUUUAACUGUGAGACGGAGGCCAAAAUGUUUGGUACUAUCAAGAGCAGAAUCCAAGAGGAUGGAAGGAAGGCCAGCUUUGGCCAAUCUAGUGAUACAGACUUUGAGAAGAGUCCUUUAAUGAUGGACUUGCAUCAACCUGCAUUCCAGGUGACGAUGCCUGUAGAGAAGAGUAGGGUGAUUGGUGGCUUAAGCCGUAUAGAUUCAAGAACGGAGUGGAUUGAGGCAUGGAGAUGAAAUAUUUCUGCACUUCUAGGGAACAAGCUUCUAGAUGACCUCAUCGAGUGUAAGUUUGUAUGAAUCGGAGUCGGGGCAAGGUUUUGUGAAAGAUUUGUGUUCUGUUUCACGGUGCCAGAUUUUAGGAUUGUUUGAUACUGUCUAAUGUUGCAACAACAUUCCACUUGUGAUCAUACUAACUCAGUGGAGAUUCACUC
Molecule: messenger RNA, 1956 nt
Organism: Syzygium oleosum
Lineage: Eukaryota; Viridiplantae; Streptophyta; Magnoliopsida; Myrtales; Myrtaceae
Product: rho GTPase-activating protein 1-like
Exons: 5
Coding region: 260-1759 (499 amino acids)
Biological process (GO): signal transduction
Molecular function (GO): GTPase activator activity
Source: RefSeq, a predicted model, not a curated record